Molecule: messenger RNA, 1454 nt
Organism: Guillardia theta CCMP2712
Lineage: Eukaryota; Cryptophyceae; Pyrenomonadales; Geminigeraceae
Exons: 2
Coding region: 349-1362 (337 amino acids)
Biological process (GO): zinc ion transmembrane transport
Cellular component (GO): membrane
Molecular function (GO): zinc ion transmembrane transporter activity
Source: RefSeq, a predicted model, not a curated record
CCUGCUUCCCGCUGCUCCUUCCACCUAACCUCUCUCCUUCGUUCCUCUCUGCACUCUACUGACUCACUGCUCCUGAGUUGGCUCCGAUCUCUCCCUGCUCCCACCCGCUCUCUCCUCCUCAGGCUCUUUCCGUCCUCCCUGAGUUCCAGGACCCACACGUGGCCUCGUGUGACAGGACUGUGGCUCGAGCUUGAGGAGGAUAGGUGCUGUUCCUUUACCCAGUUACCUCGAGAGAACAGCAAAGACAGAGCACAGGAAGCGGGAGUCAGCGGCAGGAAGAGAAGAGCAGCUGCUCGUUGAACAGGGGAGGGAGGCCGACCCGGGGCCACGUUGAUUGCAGCGGCAAGCAUGUGCUCCACUGACAGGACUAGCGUGCAGAGGAGGAACGUGAAGGGGGAGAAGGAACUGAUUCGCGAGGGAAAGAAUGCUGACGCUUGCCAGAGGAGGAGCCGUGCAGAGGGCAAGAGAGUUUCGUCGGAGACGCUUCAGUUCGCAGCCAUCAUCUCCCUCAUGGCCCUCAUCUCCUACUUCACCAUGCCCGCCACGCUCACUGCGCGAGUCCCAACGGUCGGGCAUGUCUGGUACUAUGGCUGGCUGGCCGCCUUGUCCACCGGGCUGGGAGCGCUGCCCCUGCUCUUCUUCAGCAAGCCCUCGGACUUCUGGCUCGGAGCCUCCAACGCGAUCGCUGCUGGCAUGAUGCUCUCAGCGAGCUACAGCCUGGUGACGGAGGGAGUGGCGCUGGACCCUGACGGCGCCUCCCUGCUCGGCUACGAGAUCUCGCACGUGACGCGGGUGAUCGUUGGCGUCAUCCUGGGCAUGGUGUUUGUGCGCUACACCAAGAGCUACGUUGAGGGGUACGAGGACCUGAGGCUCGGGGACAUCACGGGGCUGGAGGCCGCCAAGAUCUGCUUGAUCGUGUCCGUCAUGACCCUCCACUCCUUCGCUGAGGGGUUGGGCAUCGGCGUCUCCUUCUGCGGCAAGGGCGGAGCGCACCUGGGCGCCUUCAUCUCUGCCAGUCUCGCCGUUCACAACGUCCCCGAGGGCCUUGCGGUAGCGCUCGUGCUCGUUCCCCGCGGCGUACCCAAGUUCCAGACGUUCGCCAUGGCGAUCUGCUCCAGCCUGCCGCAGCCUCUCAUCGCCGUCCCCGUCUACCUUUUCGUGGAGCAGUUCAUCGUGUGGGAGCCCGUUGGGCUGGGCUUUGCGGCGGGCGCCAUGUUCUGGGUAGCGUGCUUCGAGUUGAUCUCCGAUGCCAUUAAGGAGAUGUCGAUCCCGAUGUGCUCCUUCUCUCUCUCAUGCUCCUUCGCGGGGAUGAUGGCGAUCUCAGCAUGGAUUGACGUCGUCACGGCUCACCCGGAGAGCUAAGGACUGAGACGUUGAGCUCAGUUUGCUGUUUAUUCGUUUUAUCUUUGUAGCUUCAUUGGACAUCUUAUGCUAUGAAACAUUUUUAUUAUAUG